AUGGAGAAGACCAUGUAUGAGUACAAAUCCACUUGCGAAGUGCAAGCAGGCGAGACCUGUGAGGCUUUCCACUCCCGGAUUAUAGAGGCAUCGCAGAAACAUCUAGCCGAUUACAAGAAGGCGAAGUCAGCUUGUGAGGAUGCCAAGAAGGCGGUGGAAGAAAAAGAAACAGAAUGCACCACUGCGCUGAAAACCUACGAGUCUCAGAAGACGAAUUGUGACAGCGUCCAGGAUGCGAUGGACAGCUAUUCAUGCUCCUACACCGAAAAGGCCACCACCGAAUGCGAGGCGGCUCAGGAAUGCUACACCAAGGCUGUGAAUAAUUACGACACUGUGAAAGCCAGUUCUCAGCAGCAGCUGGAUGCUUUGAAGCAGGAGUGGCGUGCUCUCUUGCGCAUGGAAUGCAUUAUCAAAGUCUUUGAACUGCCAGAAGGGGACCGGGCCAAGGCUCUUGAUCAGUGCCAGCUUAAAGACGUGGCCAAGCAAAGCGAUCAAGACCUCGCCUUGCAGUUCCCUGUCAAGCCUGGCAAGCCUUCAUGCCAAAUCACGACAGACCCACCUGGCAGCUCGGCCUACAAGACGGCCAACUACAACAGCCUGCCCGCGGAGGCCCCUGCAAAGGCAUGCGUCGCAAGUUGCUGUGAGCAAUCUGCAGGCGUGUCCGGCUUGGACUUCUCAGGGCUUGGCACCACGCCUUCAGGAAGCUGGUCCCUGGCUCUCAACAUCGAUACAAACGAUGGCAACGUUGUAGCCUACCCGAAUGUUGAGUUUUGGGAGUCGGCUACGGGCUUGGGAGGUGCCAGCGAUCAGAUGUCGGAGCGUUUCACCCGGGACUACAAGGACGCAGAUGUCUUCAGCAACAAGGAGGCCAAGGAGCUUCUGAUUGUUUGCCACGAUGAGGGCAAGGCCAUCAGGAAGGCGACAAAAUGCACCAGAACGAGAAGAUAUUCAAGAUUUCUGAAAUUUAGAUUCGAUUCGCUGAAAUUGGAUGUACCAUAA
This is a messenger RNA of Symbiodinium pilosum, 999 nucleotides long. The record is from the annotation of a GenBank genome assembly. NCBI's taxonomy places the organism in Eukaryota, Dinophyceae, Suessiales, Symbiodiniaceae.